AUUUAGUCCCUGCCACAUUUAUAAACCCGAACUCUUCCUCUUCUUCCGUUUUUUUUUUUUUCUUUCUUCGUCAUUUUCUCCCUUCCAAAAUCCUAGCGCGUUUUCUCCAUAAGUUGCAUAGCCAUUUUAGAACGCUCUAGGCUUCACUCCGGAAAGUUCAUCGUUGUGCUGCUCCAGUGCACCGUCGGAUAAUUCGUCUCGGCAUGGAAGGUUUUUCAGAGAGCUGUUGUGGCGCUCCAGGAGGAUUCUUGGAACACUUUCGGCAUCAAAAUGCAUCAGGUUCCCUCACUUCCCGUCUCAUGGUCACUGAAAGCAAGGUGAAAGCGCUGUGCAUUCCUUUGUUGGGGUCGGAAGAGUAACUUCACUGUAUGAUUUAAAAAUGGCAAUGUGAAUGAGGGUGCUGAUGAGUUUGAAGAACUGGGAAGCCCAAAAUGCAAAUGAUGAUGCUAGAAAUUUGGUUGAGCCUACUUGAAGUGUCUUAUAAUUCAUCUCUGCACCUUGAGAGUUGAGCCACCACUUUGCAGAAAGAAAGGAAGAAGAAUAAUCAUUAGGGUUUAUAAGUGGGAGCAGGGACUAAAUUGGGAAAUUAUAAUUGAUAGCGUGGCGGUGAUUGUACCACAUCAGCAGUCUGUUUGUUACUCACGCCGAAAAUAGACUGAAAAACUUGUAUGUAGCUCAGAGCUCAUUAUGGGAGAUUAAACUAGUGCAAUUGAAAACUCGCCUGCGUCACGGUCAGCAACCAUUGUUGAUGCUGUAGCGGCUGGGCAAACUGUUGUCGCGGUGCUGUUCGUCUAUAAAGUUGGAGAAGAAACUCCAUUGCACCACCAGAUCCUUCAAUACAGAUGGAUGAGCUCAUGACAAUUGAAUUUCAUCAUGGGAGAUCCUUAGAGACCAAGAAAGAUGGGAAUGUAGUUGAUGCUGGAGGGAUUGUAGUUUAUCCACAGCUUGCUGUUAACAGAGAUCCUCUCAGGGCGAAUGUGAGUUAUGUUUGAAAAUUUGGAGACUCGUUUGAGUUAAUUGAAAUUCUGGCGGUCAUUUUGAGAUAUAACUUCUGAAAUUUGGGAAUGUAUUACGGGUUCUGUUCUGGGGGGGUGUGGUUUUUCCGGUCCAUUCCAAUGACCGGAAAAAACAAAAAAAAGCAAAACAAAUAAAGCUGAAGCAAGAAGGAAACAAGGAAAGGAAAGCAAGUGAACAUGGAUUGUUGUUUCAAAGCUUCAAAUUAAAGGCAAACUACAAGCUCAAAACCUAUACUUUACAUGGCGCCAUUCAGCCCCAGCCCUGCCCUACCUCCGGUGAGUGAACACAAGCCCCUUGCUGCAUGCAACUGUGCCGACUCCAGAUCUGAAUGCAGUGCCGGUGAGAGCACCAUUGAUGGCUCUGACAGUGUUCUGGAGUUGUGUCUUCAACCUGCAGUCGAAGAUUAUGAUCUGCAGUUUCCCAGUCUGUGUUUUUCUGUUUGUUUUGGAAUUUCAUCUACUCUUGCCAUGUUAUUAUACCUUGUCCUGCUUCAGCAAUUGAUUCUCGAGCAAUUGCCCUAUUUUUCACACUUCUUUUGUUUCCAAAUGCUCAGAGCUGAAGAUAAGUAGACGGAUCUUCUUUCUUGAAUGUGCCUUUUAAAUUCGAAAUGUAAGAAACAUACAUUGCAUUUAGUCCACACAUUGCUCGAUGCUCAUUGUAUCUCCGUUUUGGACGGGUGGUAGCAAUUGCGGGGACUUUUGACUUUGCUCGUAAAACCCCUAACGAGAAAGAGCCGGUAAUUGCUCUCCUUGCGGUGGUUUUCUAUUCAGCGUUACACUAGCAGUGAGUCAACUAAGGGAGAACUGUUAGUUGUCAAGCGAACCAGUCGGGAGACAUCACUAGCAAGUUCUAGUUCAGAUAGCCAAAAAGAUGGUAUUUCCGACUAUGCUAUAUUUAGGGAAGACAUUGCACACUUGAAUUGUUUGAAAAUUGUUAUACAUACUAUAAACAUUAGCUCCAUUAGUCCGCUGUGCACAAGAUCAUUAUGCAAAAAUCCUGUCAACCUCAGCCAGUAGACCCUAGAGAUAUCAUAGAUUUAACGGGUGAUGAGCAGGAUCGAGUUUGCGAUACUUGUGGGGAUGUAGGGUUGGAGCACUUCCUUGCAUUUUGUAAUGAGUGUAAUGAUGGGGCGGAGCACAUUUACUGUAUGCGUGUUAAGAUGGAAGAACUUCCUGAAGAUGGUUGGACUUGUGAAGAGUGCAUGCCAAGGGAAGGGACUGGAAAAUUAGUACAGGAUAAAGUGGAACAGCCAGUGGCUACAAACAGAUCAAAACAUCUAUCUGAAAAUUCAAUAGACCCUGAGUCUUGUAAAAGUUCAAAACUAAAAUCGAGAUCAUCAUAUUCUAUGAAAAGUGGGAUAAGUACACCCCAUCUGCAGGUUAAGAGAUGCCAAGUCCCUUCAGAAGCUCAGUCUUUGGAAAAAGCUAGUGCUACUAUGACAAAUGCUGGACCACAUAUUUUAUCCGGACCUUGUGAUGACUCUCCACUUCAUAAGGAUUUCUCAUACAAGAAAUUUGGGAAAGUGAAAAUGAAAUCAGUCAACAAAAUCAUGCACUUUGCCUCCCAAUAUUGCAAUUCUCAAGAGAAAGCAAUGGUUCCUCGUGGUUAUGGUGAGAAGAGUAAUGUUGUUACCUUGGAGGAUGAGUUAGGCAUAGAGGGAAGGGCUCUUGAAACAAGGGAGCGAUCUUCUAAAGUCUCAAGUCCAAGGGAUCAGUCCCUAUUGAGUAGACAUUAUAUGUGCAAAAAUUUGAAGAGAAACCUAGAAGGUGUCAUCAUUGAUACAUCUUGCAAGAAAUCUUUCUGUGAUACUAAGGAAAUGGCAGCAUCAUCCAAUUGUGCAAUUGAUGAAUCACCAAACUUGCAUUCACAAACUGAGACAACUCGUGAUGAAUGCUCUCUAUUGGAAUCAAGAUCUCCAAACUUAGAAUCAGGACCAGCAACAAAGGAUGUUUGUUUGCAAAACAAAUACCUGGCUCUUCAUGACGAUAGAAAUGAUACUUGUUCUGGUGUUCUAGCUAAUGAUCGUGAGUUACAUAAUCCUGCAAUACAAGCUUCUAGUUCUGGUGUUACUGCAAAUAGAAGUGAAAUAGAAUUUGCUACUGACGAAAACUUAUUUUCUGGAACCGUUUCUUACAAUCUUGAUCAUCAAGGUUCUGAACAAUUUAAUGCUGGAUUACAACCCAGCAAUCACAACACUCAUGAAGAUCUAGACAUUCCAAAUGAGAAGAACAACGAAGAACCAGACACUCCAAAUGAAAAGAACAAUGAAGAACCAGACACUCCAAAUGAAAAGAACAAUGACAUUCAGCAAGCUGAGCACCUUAUUAAUGCUGCUACAGCUCAGAUCAUUCAUGAAUUAUGUGCUGGUCUUGCUUUAGAUGAAAGGUCCUGCUUAAGAGACUUGGGGGUUAGAAGUUCGUCACAAGCAUUUGUCUACCCAAAGCCUGACCAUUCAUGGCAAGGGAAAUUUUUAAUACAAGGUAUUGGGGAGAUUGCAACCAUUUGUGAUGGUAUUCAAGCACAUUUAUCAACCUGUGCAUCACCUAAGGUUAUUGAUGUGGUAGACAGGCUUCCAAAGAUGAUCAUACUGGAUGAACUGCCUCGCUUGACAAUGUGGCCAUCUCAAUUUACAGAAGGUCAACCCACAGAAGAGAAUAUUGCUCUGUACUUUUUUGCAGAAGAUCCUCGUAGUUAUCGAACAUGUUAUAAACAAUUGGUGGAUUUGAUGAUCAAGAAUGAUUUGACUCUGAAAGGAAACUUGGAUGGAGUGGAACUUCUAAUAUUUCCAUCCAACAUUCUACCUGAGAAAUCCCAGCGUAAGAAAUGGUCUUCUACUCGUUUGUUUUGAACACUUUAACAUUAUAUUUACCUUAGUGUGCCUAAAAUCA
Molecule: messenger RNA, 3905 nt
Organism: Arachis duranensis
Lineage: Eukaryota; Viridiplantae; Streptophyta; Magnoliopsida; Fabales; Fabaceae
Exons: 11
Coding region: 2003-3865 (620 amino acids)
Source: RefSeq, a predicted model, not a curated record